Messenger RNA from Oreochromis aureus, 1550 nucleotides. Its product is annotated as post-GPI attachment to proteins factor 2-like. The coding region runs from base 262 to 1026 and encodes 254 amino acids. Lineage: Eukaryota; Metazoa; Chordata; Actinopteri; Cichliformes; Cichlidae. Gene Ontology annotation, biological process: GPI anchor biosynthetic process. The transcript has 6 exons. The record is from RefSeq and is a predicted model, not a curated record. Gene Ontology annotation, cellular component: endoplasmic reticulum membrane; Golgi membrane.
UGCUACACCAGCAGGCCCGUCAUCAUCUCAUCGGAGCAUUCAUCUGAGGUCGUGUAAUGCAAAAAAAACAAACAAACAAAACAAACACCCCCCAAAAUGCGGGAAUUUAAAAUGACUGGAUGAUCCGAGCAGUGUUUUAGGCGAUCGACGAUAGCUGAUAGAGAAAUACACGUCCACCGCGCUGCCUGAUCACUUAAAUAUUAUUGUUACAGCGUAGGUAUUGUUGGGAGAGACCACUGGCAAACAGUAAACAGGUUGAAGAUGCUACAAAGUUCAGAUAUUUUGGGGCAUGAAAGACCCCUGGUUAUUAGGGUGUCAUUCGCCACCUGUGUUCUGGCGACUGUGUGCCUACCCCUGCUCGGGCUCAUCACUUGUGUCUUCAUAUCCUCUGUUUUUCAUUUUGAAGAUGCCACUGGUACACACUGCCAGGUUCCUAAUUACCUGCCAUCUAUAAGUGCCUCUAUCAGCUUAAGUCCUGAGUGCCACAUUUGGCGAUUCUGCAUUGGACUACACUCAGCACCAAGGUUACUGGUGGCUUUUACCUACUUCAAGUUUUACAAGGCUCGCUUUGCUACCAGGUUUCCAGAGAGUUCACUCAGCUGUUUGAACCUGGGCUUUUCUAUAUCUGAAAACCUUGGACUCUUGUUGCUCACAUAUGUAUCAUCCACUGAGACUUACUUUGUGCAUAAGGAAGGUUUUGUCUUGUUCAUUGUAAGUUCUCUUAUCUACAUGUUGAUAACCUGCCGUUUAUGGAAAUCUAUUAAGAAAUAUUCCCUAAAUCCUGAGGAUGCCAAGUCUCACCACUGGAAAGUGCGUUUCUUACUACUCAAUGUAAGCUUCUGUGCUUUUGCCGGAUUCUUUUACUGGAAACACAACAUGUACUGUGAAUCAGGGAGUUACACAUUUUUUGCCCUGUUUGAGUAUCUAGUUGUUUUCUCCAAUAUGGCCUUCCAUCUUACAGCCGUGUGGGACUUUAAGAGCCGGGAGGUCAUGCUCAUUUCAUCUUCAGAGGAUAAAGACUUCUGACUAGAAGGUCAAGGACUAGGUACUACAUGUACCACCCCUCAACCACCUGAUGACAGCAGCCUUGAUCCUGCUGAAGAGGAAGAGUGGGAUGAAGGCCUUUUCCAUAUAUUUCCAUGAUGACCACUCACAAAUCCUUAGUGAGUGAUGAUGUCUGACAAAUGAACAUAAGAUAUGCACAUGUGCUACUGUAGGGUUAUUAGGAUAACUUUAAGUGCAUUUUUUGCCUCAAUGUCUCAUUCAUGGAUGCCUUCACCAACCUACAUGAUGUUAUGUAAUGUGACAUUUUGACUUUUAUACACUGCACAGCAAAUUUGUGGUCAUACUAGAAAUGUGCCAAAGUAAAGUGAUAGUUCUUCAAGUAAGCUUGGCUUUUAUUUUGAAAUAUAAACUCAAGGAUAGGAAAUGGAUGCAUUCUGAAUUCUAAGCCUUAGUGUCCAGCUUCAGAAACACUGCACUCCAUCUAGAGUCCUCAAAAAAGAUUGGCACCGAUACUCACUUUCAUUUAAUAAAAUGCAAUAUUCAGG